Cryptomeria japonica (Japanese cedar) is the source of this 1433-nucleotide messenger RNA. Its product is annotated as probable WRKY transcription factor 47. Gene Ontology annotation, biological process: regulation of DNA-templated transcription. The record is from RefSeq and is a predicted model, not a curated record. The transcript has 4 exons. Gene Ontology annotation, molecular function: sequence-specific DNA binding; DNA-binding transcription factor activity. NCBI's taxonomy places the organism in Eukaryota, Viridiplantae, Streptophyta, Pinopsida, Cupressales, Cupressaceae. Bases 43 to 1143 code for a protein of 366 amino acids.
ACACAAGUUGAAACAGAGCCUGCGUUCCAAGAUUUGGCUAAAAUGAGUAAAGAUCGGGCUUUCUAUUCUGAGGACUGCCACAAAAAUGAGCUUGUGGCUGAAUUACGACGCCUUGGCGAGGAGAACCAGAAGCUUAAGUCAAUGAUCCACAUCAUUAGGGGAAACUAUCAGGGCUUGCAAACGCAACUCACGAAGAAACAGGAAGAGUAUUUGAGGUCGUUUCCCAGUUCUUUAGGAAGGGAUUUGACUUUGGGCACAGAUGUUGCAGAGGAAACGAAUAACGAAGGACAUGGGCAUCAGGCUACGGAUCAUAGCGGGGAUUCUAGCGCUGCACAUUCUGAAAGCUCACAAGAGAAGAAAUCCAAAUCGUCCAUGGAAAAUGAUCGGCUGCCCAGUAAGAAGAGAAAAGUAAACUAUGAGUUGGACCAGAGCACAAAUGGUGAAAGCAAUUCAUAUGAAGAUAUCUCUUUACCGAAUAAGAAGCCUCACGUAGCCACCAUGAAUUCUGACUAUCCAAAAGUGCCCCUCCCUAAGAAAAUUGUAACUGUCCGCACAAGAUCAGAAACAACCACGGUAAACGAUGGUUGUCAAUGGCGCAAAUAUGGACAGAAAACAACAAGGAAUAGUCUUUGGCCUAGAGCUUAUUACAAAUGUGCGGUUUCUUCAUGUCCGGUAAAAAAACAGGUACAGAGGUGCACUGAAGAUCCUGGCAUUGUGAGCACAACCUAUGAAGGAGAUCAUAAUCAUUUGCUGAGUCCAGUUGCUAUGGCGGCCAUGACCGCUACUACGAAUGAGCGUGGUGAAGGUCUAACUAGAGGCAAUGAGCUGCCCUUUCAUCCUUCCAUUGCUACCAUCUCCUCAAUGGGUUCUUCUCCCACCAUCACUCUGGACUUCACCGACAAUCCUAUCCCCGCUUCUAACCCUAAUCAGCUGCCUAAUCCUGCAUCACACCCAAUACGCCCACAAGUACAAGGAGGAAGCUUUUCUCAAUUCCCCAGUUCUCUAUAUAACAGCAAUACGAAUUACAGUCAAUUAGGAUUCGAUCCAGUGGCCUCCAUCAAAUCAGAUCCCAAUUUUGCUGCAGCACUGGCUGCUGCUGUAGCCAGUUCUAUACUCCAAUUGGGUGCAACGUCUAAGGGAUAAUGUCAUGUAAGGUAGAAAACCCUCUGACUCUGUAUAAUACAUAAGUCAUGUACUUUUAUAUGUACUCAAUGUCUUUGCUUAAUACCCAGCUGGAGAUAUCGAUCAUGUUUUGGAGAGAGAAAAGCCUCAAGGAAUUUCGCUCUCAGAGAUGUAAUUCAUUUCUCAUGCUGGAAACUUGUACCCAAUGCCGUCCAUUGUUGGAUUUGUAUUUUUGAGAUUGAAUUGAAAAGCCUUGAUGGAUUAGUGUCAAAUUGUCUACAGUUUUUCACUUCGUGAGCCACUUCUUAUUC